GAAGCUGAUUAAAAAUUUUUUUUUCCAUCGUGUUCAUCAUUCAUCAAAGAAAAUCGCAUCAAAUUUCGCGUACACAAAUGUCCCUUCUUCUGCUAAUUACACAAUAAACAAAAUUCAUUAAACAUGACAAACGAAACAGCCAGCGAAGAAUUAAUUGAUCAAUACAAGACAGAAAUUUUAGAAUACACUUUAGUUCAUAGGAAAAUAGAUACAUUAGCUAGAUCAUGCCACGACAUCAAUCAGGAUAAUUGCUUAAAGAAUUUAGUCAGGUCGCAAGACUAUUUAGAAAUAAUUAACACAGCUAAUGACCAUUAUGAAAAAUGGCAAGCAAGCGGUAUCAAAGAUCUGCCGGAUCGUGAAAGUAUUAGUCCCAUCAAAGAAACAUUGAUGAAUAUUAUCGACACGAUCAAACGAAAAUUGAAUGAUGAAAAGAAGCGUAACGAAAAUCAACAAGAUAGUGCACCCAUUAUUACCACGCAGCAUCAAUCACCAAUAUCGAUUUCUUCACCAAACUACAGUAUGGCAACAGCAUUUUCGCCUACAGUGAUUUAUGUUAAACCGGCAAAUCAACAAACAUCACCGAAUACUACCCAACAACCAGAACCGAAUGAUAAUCAACAAUCAACAUCGAAUAUUGACAAACCACUAGAAUCUAAUGACCAACAACAAGCAACAACGAAUCUUGUCCAACCACCAGAAUCUCAUGUUCAGCAACAAUCGACAAACACCAAUCAAAUACAUGAUAUUCCACAACAAUUUCGACCAGAAUUUUAUAAUCAACCAUAUUUUCGUGUACCAUUUAAUAUGAAUCAACCAACAUAUAAUCCACAAGAAUUUCAUAUUCCGCAACAACCUUCAAAUACCAAUCCAAUGUAUAAUUUACCACAACAGUUUCAACCAGUAUUUCAUAACCAACAAAAUAUCGGAGCACAACCAUUUAUGAUCCCACCAGAAGUGAAUAAUCAUCAAAAUUUCAAUCACAAUUUAUAUCAUGUACAAGAUCGAAGAAAUGACGAAAACAUAAUGAUUAAGUACCAAUAUCUUAUUCCAAUGUUUCAUGGUUCAUUCGAAGAAUUUCCAAAUUUUCGUUCUACAUUCGAUGAAUUAGUUCAUCAUAUCAGAAUUGAACCGGGAAGAAAAUUAUUGAUACUGAAAUCAAAAUUGGGUGAAAAACCCCGCGGUAUCAUUGCAGGAAUAUUGGAUUAUCAUCAAGCAUAUUUGAAAUUGGUAAACCAUUAUUCAAGUACCUUUUCACUUCGAUCCGAAAUAUCGCAAAAACUCGAAGCUUUACCGAGGGUGACCAAUGAAUGGGAUCUAAAAACCAUGACUGAUAAUCUGGUUGUUGUACAAGAAAAAUAUGGCAUUUUGAAAAUGAAUAAAAUGAACGAUGCCUAUUUGGAAUCGGAAUUUAUGUCCAUUGUCGGUAGUAAAUUUCCAUUGGAAAUAUUACGAACAUCAGAUCACUUGGCUGACACUGGCUUGCGAUGUGAAAAAUACAUGGCUGAUUUGCGAUAUUACGUCGAAAGAAAUCAACGUAUAGCCAAUAUUGUCAAACAUGAAGAAAUACGAUCAGCUAGACGAACCAACCCAACAAGUCUUAAUCUUGAAAUGGUAAAUUUGAAUAAUCCGGAUAGAAGAUACUCGUACGAUGGACAAUAUCAAAAUAGGAAUCAGAAUUGGCAAAGAUAUUCACCAAAUCGUGAUAGACCAAAUUGCAUCUUUUGCCAACAAGAUCAUCGAUCAAAUCAAUGUAGACUAUCGCUACGAGAGAGAAAAGAAAGUCUUGAUCGACGAAAUAGAUGUCAUAAAUGUUUGAAAUACGGUCAUAACGCACAAAAUUGUCGUCGACCUUUAAAAUGCUUUUUAUGUAAUGGUGAUCAUCCAGCAUCAAUCUGUGAAAAUAAGAAUAAUACUGAAUCAACAAAUGUUCAACCGACAGCUUCACCGACAUCACGACAAACACAACCAGAAUUGAACAAUAUUAAUUUACCGAAAAAGGGAUUAACAAAAAUUUUGAUCACCAUCAACAAGACAGAAUGUCAUGCUCUAUUCGAUUCUGGGUCAACAAAUUGUGUAAUGAACACUGAACUACAAGAAAAAUUGAAAUUGGUACUUGAACCCGAAUCUAUUCCUAUCAAUCAAGCAGCGGCUACCGGAAUGGCAAUUGGUACCGUAACAACAAGAGUAAAAAUCGGAAUUAAAAGUCGACAACAAAAAUUUUACGUAUUACCUGGUCUCCGCCAUCUUAUUCUAGGCGUAGAUGCAAUGUCAAUAUUUAGUCUAAUCCGUGAUCCACAUGGAAAUAUAUUACAAUUCAUUGACAGUACAUUCUUUAAAAUACCAGGUGAGUACCUGCAAAAUAAUGAAACAAAUGCUAUUCAAAUUGAUGAUACCAAUCGGCAAGCAUGUGACGAAAUUUUGAAAAAACAUAAUGAAGUAUUUGCACAAUCAAAGGGUGAAGUUGGGCAAAUUAUCGGUGACUAUUGUUACAUCAAUCUCGAAAAUAAUAUUCCAAUUAAUCAAAAAGCUUAUCGAACAUCAACUAUUGAUCAAGACAAAAUAGAUAAUCAAAUAACAGAUUUGCUUAAUCGAGAUUUAAUUGAACGAUCGACGUCAAAUUAUUCUUUUCCGGUGGUGUUGGUCAACAAAAAGGACGAAGGUGAAAAAACAAGAUUAUGCAUCGAUUAUAGAAAAUUAAAUUCUAUCACGAUUCCCGAACGUUAUCCAAUGCCAAACAUACGAGAUAUCGAAGAUAAAUUAUUGAAUGCUGAAUUCUUUUCGACACUUGACAUAUCCUCCGGAUUUCACCACAUUCGAGUUGCUCCGGAAGACAAAACAAAAACUGCAUUCGUUACGAUGCAUGAACACUUCCAAUGGAAGGUCAUGCCAUUUGGGCUCAAAAACGCCCCUGCUAUAUUUCAAAGAAUCGUUUACAACAUCCUAAAACGAAAUAAUUUGACAGCAUUUUCACACAACUAUAUUGACGAUAUUAUAAUUUUUUCGAAAACGACAGAUGAACAUCUUCGACAUAUUGACCAAGUUUUAAAAGUUAUGAAAAAGGAAAAUGUGAAAUUAAAACAAUCAAAAUGCUUUUUCAUGAAGAAAAGUGUGACGUAUAUCGGUCAUCUCAUAUCGAAAAACACGAUUAGACCAUUGAAUAACAAUUUAUCUGCAAUAACUGACUAUCCUCCACCACAUGACAAAAAAACAUUACGUCGAUUUCUUGGUAAAAUCAACUUUUAUCACCGUUUUAUACCUGACCGUACCGAACUUCUUGAUCCACUUUAUGAUUUAUUGAAAAAAGAACAUCAAUUUAAAUGGUCAGAAGAUAAGCAAAAAUCGUUCGUGAAAAUCAAAGAAAUUUUAACAUCUGAAUUAGUAAUUCAUAUUUUCGAUCCAAACUUGAACACUAUAGUAAUAACCGAUGCAUCUGAUAUUGGAAUAGGUGCUGUAUUGAAACAACAAAAAGAUAAUGAAGAAAUUACAAUCGGUUAUUUUUCACGAAAAUUAUUGAAGCAUCAGAAAAAUUACGUGGUCACUGAAAAAGAAUGCUUGGCAAUAAUUGAAUCAAUCGAAUAUUGGCACCAUUAUCUCUACGGUCGAAAAUUUUUAAUACGAACAGACCACAAACCAUUGAAGUACAUCAACACACAUAAAAAGAUCAACACAAGAAUUAUGAACUGGGCCAUGCGCCUUAAUCAAUAUGAAUUUGAAAUUGAUUACAUCAAAGGUGAAACUAAUUUAGAAGCUGAUUAUCUAUCUCGUAAUCCAGAUUUCGAAAUAAAUAUCUUGUCGUUAGGCGAAUUGGAGAAAAUCCAUGAACCACUUUGGGCCACACCCCCUAGAGGAUGUGUGAAGCAUGAUCGACAUUUAGUGAAAAUUCGAAAUGGAAAAAUGAGAUACUAUUUACCUGAAAAACAUGCUAUCGAUGAAAUUAAAAGAAUCCACAUAGAGAAAGGUCAUCUAGGUAUUGUUAAAACGAACAAACAUUUUUCGACAAAAUAUUACAGUAUCGGUCAAAAUAAAAUCAUUCAAGAUAUCGUAAAUGGAUGUGACAUAUGCAAAAAAGGUAAAAAACAAAUUCGAAAAUAUGGCGAAGUCGGUCAUUUUGGUCCAGCCGAAGAACCAUUUGCCAUCAUUCACAUCGAUACAAAAGGUGGUUUUUCCGAACCUCCAGUUAAAUUACGAUAUUUUCAUUUAGCGAUUGACGCAUUUUCCAGAUACGUUUGGGGUAUUACAUCUAGUGGUCAAUCAGCAAAAGAUUACAAAAAAUUAAUCGACAAAAUUUGUACGGAUGGAAAGCCGAAAAUCAUUUUUACCGACAAGUACGCUUCCUUAACAUCACAACAAUUCAAAGAUAUUCUAGCUGAAAGAGGUAUAGAAUUGAUUCAUUCACCAACAGCUCACCCACAAAGCAAUGGUCUUAUUGAAAGAGUGGGUCAGACAUUAGUUGAACGUCUCAGAUGCAAGAAACUUUCCGAUCCAAACAGAUCUUGGUCCGUCUUGGCCAAAGAUGUUUUGAAUGAAUACAACACAACAAUACACAGUUCAACAACAUUUACACCACAAUAUUUGCUAAAUGGGCAAGACCCAGAUAAUCUUUACAUCGAUAGAAAUUUAGUCAGAGAUAGGAAAAUUGCAUUUGACAAAAGUGAGCGCGAACAUAAUAAAUCAAAAAUUAGACUAGAAAAAAAACAAUAUCAAGUAGCAUUGAAUGAAGGUGACUAUGUCUACGUUGAUCUUUCAAGUGAUCUAAAUAAAGAACGAUUGGAACCACGAUUUCAAGGACCAUUUAAAAUUAUCAAGAAAAUUUCUAAUUUGAUGUUCGAUGUCCAGCUUCCUGAUCAUAUUCAACAAAUUCACAUCGGAAAAACCAAACCAGCUAAAGCACCAAAUAAUGAACAAAACAAAAUAUGAAUUACCAAUCAACGAUACUAUGACAAUC
Dermatophagoides pteronyssinus (European house dust mite) is the source of this 4945-nucleotide messenger RNA. RefSeq lists its product as uncharacterized. The record is from RefSeq and is a predicted model, not a curated record. NCBI's taxonomy places the organism in Eukaryota, Metazoa, Arthropoda, Arachnida, Sarcoptiformes, Pyroglyphidae.